This is a messenger RNA of Pyrenophora tritici-repentis Pt-1C-BFP, 7525 nucleotides long. RefSeq names its product CDC39, Cell division control protein, negative regulator transcription. The record is from RefSeq and is a predicted model, not a curated record. NCBI's taxonomy places the organism in Eukaryota, Fungi, Ascomycota, Dothideomycetes, Pleosporales, Pleosporaceae. Gene Ontology annotation, molecular function: molecular adaptor activity. Gene Ontology annotation, cellular component: CCR4-NOT core complex; P-body. Gene Ontology annotation, biological process: negative regulation of translation; nuclear-transcribed mRNA catabolic process, deadenylation-dependent decay.
AUGAGCCUGCAACACCCCUGGGGCGCCCCGAGACAAAAUCAAAGCACACGCCUCACGCCCAUAACCACUGCCGCUGCCUCUGCCCACGACCCGCGCAACACGAACACGCCCUCACCCAACCACCCCCGCGCCAACCAAUCGCCUAUAACGUCGUCAUUCCCCGCUCUGCCACCCGCAUCUUCGCGCCUUGUUGGUAGCCGCAAGUCUUCGGUUGCCUCAUCCACGUCGUCGCCCUACACGCCCGCAGCAGGACAGCAGCUCCCCGCCAGCCAGCUGCUGUCCUCCAGAGGGACCAGGACCAUAGCGCCCCAGGCUGCCUCGCAACUGGCUUCCUCCGCCGCCGCCGCUACUCAGGGCGCCGGUGCACAGUCAAACAGCGGCGGAGGAGCCUCCAAGCUUGUCCGCGCCUCGCCCUCGCUUUCCAUAUCGAGCACCACGGGCUCGCCCAGCACGUCGGCCAAUUCCUCUGGCGCUUCAUCUCAGAACCUUUCACGCAUUGUCAUUGCCCAAAUCUUCCUCUUGCUGAGUCAAUUUGGCCCGGUGAAGGACGACAAAGAUCGCGCCAAGUGGGACACGCAAACCGAGCAGAUCAGAAAGCUGGUCGAUUCAAACGGUAUGGAGGUCUUCUCAAAGUACUUUCGGCGCGUGUUGCAAAACAAUGCCGCCACCAUUUUCGGUACCGCCACACGCAGCCCCGAUCCUCCCAAUGGCAGCUAUCAGAUCCUCCUCUCAGAAGUACAUAAGAUACGGCAGGAUCCUGAGCAGGCAGACAAGAUCGCAGAAUCAAUUAGCUCCAGCGAGGGCGACUUGUUCCGCGACUUCGACCUAGCAACCUUCCUCUCGCACUUCAAGCUCGACUUGAUUUCGAAAACGAUGCUCGCACUUGCAUGCAGAAAGACAGAUCUGCGAUCCAAAGCCGAUGCUGUCCUAUCCACAGUAGGCGACGACCUGCUCGUGACCAUUGCACAACCGGCCGAAGACGAUAUGAGCCCUGAAUACGUCGCCACCCUUGUCGAACGUCUACUUCAAGAUCCACCCCCGGGAUGGGAUGAGGAUAAGAAAAUGAGCUUGGCAUACGCUGUUCAGAUGCACUAUCAGCAAUUCCAGCAGCCAAUUCCACCCGUGGUCGAAUCAAAGCUGAUACUCGUCGAGCUCACAGACGGCUCGCGAAACCCCCUUGUCAAACUAGUCAAGCAGGCAGGACCACAAGGCACGGCGACCGUCGAAGCAUGCAAAGAGGUGCUUGCGUCGGCCGAAACGCGCGACAUCAGUUAUCAGCAGAUUUCCGCUGUUUUACUCUACCUGGCCCUCUCCACUGGCUACAACGCGAAAAACUUUGUAGCCGCGCUACGCGAACACCGGGCCGGACAGCGAAUAGACUGGCAAGACGUCGUGCUUGCUUUCGACCGAGACCAUCUACACAUCGAACGGCAUCAGUUCCUCGCCAUAUACAAUGCACUGCUCCCCGUCGCCCAGGACACCGAGAAGUUCGAUAUACAGGCGCUUUGGGGAGGACAAUGGCAGCACAACCUGACGCAGCUGUACUUUGUCGUAGCUUUUCUGUCUAGUACACCGCAAGAGCUGGACGUGACGCAGAUUCCCCGAUUACGCACCUCGUACUCAAUGAAGACAUUCGAGAAUGCUUCAGAGGACGCCAAGGCCUUUGCGGAACAAGCGGUUAAGCAUCCGUUUGUUUCCUUGGACGCAACAGCCGCGCUGUUCAACAUGAUCUUCCAGACAUCAGAGACAUAUCAUGCAGCACAAUUGAUGAGCAUACCCGAACAAGUGAUUAAUCCUCACACGGCGGAGUUCCUCGUCGCGGCCGCAGCGGUUCCAAAACCAUGGGGUGCUUUGCAGGAGCAGGCGUUGAAGCAGCUUUUCGACCCCUAUUUCCACAAAAAACUUCCCAUCUACAACUUUGUGCUCUAUGGGCUCUGGCAACAAGAUAUGCAGUGGCUCGUUGACAGAUUCGUCGAUGCCUACAACGCGGACUCCAUGACUCUUACCCUGGUCCUUGAGCAUGCGGAAGCUAACCACUGGUUAGAGCCACUGAUUCGCAGCAAUACUGAUAUCAGCUUAGACCUAGCUGCGCAGGCGCAUGCCCGUGGCAAGUUCGAAGUUGAGCCCUGGUUACAGCAAACAUUCGACCAGGCUGGGCCACUAUUCCGUCGCAUCUUGACCAACUUCCUAAGUGCGCGCGCCCAAGAAGAAAUGCAGCGUGUACGAGACGACCAUCAGCCCCUCAGUCUUCCUUUGGCUGUGAAGACAGUCUAUCCGCUGCUUUGGUUUCUUGCAGAAUGUGGCCUACCCGAGCAUGAGCUGCUGCCCUUGCAGCGAAACUGUAUCCAAGCCUAUCCUCGGUUGAUAAACUACGGCGAAGGCGUGGAUGACGUAAUCGAUGCGAAUGGCCAAAACGGUAAUGCGCUUCCAGAAGAUGCCGACAAGAAGAUGCAAGAGCACUUCAAGAACAUGUACAGCGGCGAGAGCGAUGUCAGGGACAUCAUCUCUGCACUAAAAAAGUACAAAGAAUCCCGCGAUCCCGCUGAUCAGGACCUCUUUGCGUGCAUGAUUCAUGGCCUCUUCGACGAGUACAACUGUUUUGGGGAAUACCCGCUAGAAGCAUUAGCAACCACUGCUGUACUUUUCGGGGGUAUCAUCAACUUCAACCUUCUAUCGCGAAUUGCACUUCAAGUUGGACUGGCAAUGGUUUUAGAAGCCGUGCAGGAGUUCCGACCUGAAGAUAGUAUGUACAAGUUCGGGCUCCAGGCACUCAUUCACUUCUCAAACCGACUAUCUGAAUGGCCCAACUACUGCGACCAGCUUCUCAUUGUUCCUGGGCUCCAAGGAACUGAAAUAUUCGUCAAGGCUGAGGAAGUUGUGGGUCAACAAGUCGGAGAGGUGAACGGUGACGGACAUAACGGCAUAGGCCUGACGAACGGUAAUGGCAUCGAGGAUACCAUCCACCAAGAACCUGCCAUACCCAAGUUCACAUGCCUCUAUGUUGAUCCACCACUCCGUCCGGAGCUGUACGAGGACCCUGACGAGGAGGUUCAAGACAAAGUAUUGUUUGUACUGAACAAUGUGUCCGAACGUAACUUGCGCGACAAGAUCAACGACCUCACUGAAGCUGUCGAGGAGAGGCAUCACCAGUGGUUUGCGAAUUACCUGGUUGAGGAGCGUGCCAAGAUGCAGCCCAACUUCCAGCAGUUGUAUCUCGAUAUGCUCGAGCUAUUCAACGACAAGAUGCUCUGGGCAGAAGUGCUUCGCGAGACAUACGCAAGCGUCAUUCGCAUGCUCAACACUGACUCUACGCUGGGUUCUACCGAACGUGGUCAUCUGAAGAAUUUGGGCUCCUGGCUCGGAUCUCUGACCAUCGCCCGGGACCAGCCGAUCAAGUUCCGAAACAUCUCGUUCAAAGAUCUGUUGCACGAAGGCUACGAUACAGACCGUCUGCUGCUCGUGAUACCUUUUACUUGCAAGGUCCUGGUGCAGGCUGCCAAGUCCACAAUAUUCAAGCCUCCUAAUCCAUGGUUGACAGAGAUGCUGGGGGUGCUUAUGGAACUCUAUCACUUUGCCGACCUGAAACUCAACCAGAAAUUUGAGAUUGAAGUACUCUGCAAAGGCUUGGAGCUCGACCACAAGGAUAUCGAUCCGACAAACACUAUCCGAGGACGACCCCCAGCGGAUGAGGAGUUCUUGGGUGCGAUGGUCACCGACGGCAUGGAAGCGUUUGGAGAUCUUUCCAUCAUGAGCCUGAACCGUGGCGCAAGAGGUCCCAACGAACGCUUCUCGUCUGCUGCAAUCACAGCAGCUCUGCCAGACUUUACCAACCAGCUCCAAUACCCACCACCCGGAAAUGGCGCAGUUCCUCCAGCAGCACUAAAGAAGAUUUUCCUUACUGCGGUCAAUCAAGCUAUACAGGAGAUUAUUGCGCCAGUAGUGGAACGCUCUGUUACUAUUGCCGCUAUCUCAACGUCGCAAUUGAUCAACAAGGAUUUCGCUAUGGAACCAGACGAGGAGAAGCUUCGCAAUGCGGCGCACACUGUGGUCAAGGCUCUAUCUGGCGCCCUAGCUCUCGUCACCUGCAAAGAGCCUCUACGCAUGAGUAUUCAGAACAACAUUCGCGUAACAGCAAGAGAUCUGCCCGACCAAGGACUUCCCGAGGGCCAUAUCCUUAUGUUUGUCAACGACAACCUCGACCUUGUCUGCAACACUGUAGAGCAGGCUGCUGAGAUGUCAUCUCUCGCUGAGAUAGAUAUGCAAAUCGAGGACGCAGUUCGCAUGCGGCGAAUGUUCCGCAGUUCCCGUCCCAAUGAGGCUUUCAAGGACGCCAACAUCAGCCCCUGGGCCUUUUACAUCCCUGAGCCGUACAGGCAGAUGCCGGGUGGCUUGAACAGGGAACAGCUGUCCAUUUACGAAGAGUUUGGUAGACAGUCGCGGGGUGCUCCGCACGUUAACAAUCCUUCCCAGGAUGGGGGUCGGCAGCUUCCAGACGUACUUCAAGACCAAUUUGCGGCGGCAGUGCCAAACCUUCCCACUCCAGGUGCUGCACCGGCAGAGCCUCGACAACCAGCACAACAGCCUCGGCUUCAGAACCUCCAAGCACCCCAUACAGCCUUAACGCAACAGCAACAACCAAAUGGCUACAUGGAGGCUCCUGGUCUGGAACGUGGGCAGCGUGGCACGGACGAUCUUCUUAUUGAACUUACCCGCGUCGUCAAGGAAGCACCAGAAGAACGCAUAAGCGACCUUCAGCCGGGAAGCAGCAACGUCCACCAAGUUUUCGAUCAACUCGUUUCUAGCGUUGAGUAUGCUGGACCUAAUAAGGAAAACCUUGCAUUCCGCAUUGCCGGUCAAGUGACUAAUCAUCUUUUUUCCGACUCCUUAAGCCGUUUGGAAGUCGAGGUUAUGGCACAUCUUUUGAGCCACCUGUGCCAGUUGUCCGUGCAGACUUCCCGUCAAGUGCUGAUGUGGUUGGCCACCCUCCAUGAAGACGACCGCAUCUUCAAGUCUACCGUUAUGGUGGCUCUUAUGGAAGUCAACCUUAUGGAUAUGCAUCGCCUGAACACGACCAUUGCAAAGGCCAUUCAGGAUCGCCGCGUCGCUGCGGUAGAAAUGCUCUCUAGCUUGAUGGACGAGCUCAUAUUGAAUGAGCACCCGAGUGCUUUCCGUGCGGACUUUGCCAUGUCUAUUGAUGCUCUUACCGUCUGGUUAGCAGAAGAGCCUACCUUCGAACUUGGCAAACGCAUUCUCGCCAACCUGCAGGCACCGUCCAACGAGCAGUUACUGACCCCUCCAGCGACCGGGCAUAAGGACCAGCUCGAGUAUGUAUUCGAUGAGUGGGUACAUCUCCAAAUGGAAAGCAUGCCAAAGAAGGCGGUGGGCGCUUUCAUCUACCAGCUCCACCAGCAGAAGGUCAUGGAGACUCAAGAAUCUUCCAUAAUAUUCAUUCGGACCUGCAUUGAUGCCUCCGUAGUCGCGUACGAGCAGGAACAUUCGCUUCCGUUUGGCAGUGGCAACGAAGACAUUGCAACUGUCAAGAUUGAUGCGCUUGGACGACUGAUCGUCGAUCUCGUUGUCUAUCAAGGCGAGCAGGGUGAGCAAGGCGGACCGGUCAAGGAGAACAAAGCGAAAUACCUGGAUCAGAUACUCGUCGUGGUCGUCCUCGUUCUCUGCAAUCAUCACAACACCCGAGGAGACGCCUUCUGCCAAAAGGUCUUCUUCAGGCUCUUCUCUGCUAUCCUGUUCCACCUUAACGAUGCGGUCAAGGAAGAGGCUUUAGAAGACCAAAAGGCAGACGUUUUCCUUGCAGUGGCUAGAGCUCUCCUAGCUCUCCAGCCUUUGCGCGUUCAGAGAUUCACCUUUGCGUGGCUUUCACUGGUGGCACACCGCAUCUUCAUUCCUGCCAUGUUAGAAGAGGGUCAAGACGACAAGCGGUGGGAUGCGUACGCUCAGCUUGUGGAGACGCUUCUGACUUUUACUGGAAAGCUCAUCAAGCCAACGGGAGAAACAAUUAUGGCUCAACAAUUCUACCGUGGUGUCCUGCGAGUUUUGUUAGUUGUACACCACGACUUUCCUGAGUUUCUGGUCGAGAACCACUUUCGCUUUUGCAACAGCAUUCCUAUGCACUGCACACAGCUUCGAAACCUAAUUGUUAGUGCAUAUCCUUCAACGAUCCUUGAAAUGCCAGACCCGUUUACCGCAGGACUGAAGGCAGACCGUCUGGAGCAUGAUCUCCAAGCCCCGGUCAUACGUGCCGAUAUCGCACACAUCCUUUCGGAGGCGGGCAUCAAAGGCGCCAUCGACAACCUGCUCAAGGGUUCAGAGCUGAAGAACCAGGAUGUUGACAAGGUCCGUCAAGCAGUGUACUAUCCGGAGGCCAAGUCUGCCGGUUUCGAGCUCGUCCCAACGACUGCGAACCCGAAGCUGAUACACGCAAUCACUCUGUACAUUGGCAUUUCAACUUUAGGCGCUGGUUCAGCCAGUGCGCCUAUCUUUGACGCCGAGAGCCCAGCUACGAAGGCUAUUGAGAGGCUUGUAAAGGACUUGCACCCUGAAGCGAGGUUCCACUUCAUAAGUGCAAUUGCGAACCAGCUGCGAUUCCCCAACACACACACUCAUUUCUACAGCUACACGCUGCUGCACCUCUUCGGGCCGCCGAACGACGACUCGUUGGCUCUGGAGAUUCAAGAGACAAUCAUCCGAGUGCUGUUGGAGCGCCUGUUGGUCCACCGCCCGCACCCAUGGGGCCUCAUCAUCACCUUGCUGGAGAUUCUUAAGAACCGUACAUACGGGUUCUGGGACCUGCCGUUUGUCAAAGCGGCACCUGAAGUUGAACGGCUUCUCAACGCCCUCUUUACUCAUGCUCAGCAGAGCCCACGACCGCUAGCCUAAGACGCUAGCGACGAACAACUCUCCACCACUGCACUACCUGGGCUAUAAAGUCCUGGUACUCUUUGGUCUCUACCACAUGACAGUCAUUCUUUUCCUACUCAACCUAAUCGCUUUUCUACUUGAUCAUUUGGCUUUUCACGAUGACUGCUUGUGGGAACCAUGCACUCCUUUGGGCUGGCCAGCAAAAACAACAACAAGGGAUACCAUGGACGACUGUAUGUGGAAACAGAGAGGAAAACUAAACAUGGUCAGGGAUGGAGUCGUAGGGAAAUGAUGAUGAUGCUCAUUCAGGAUUUCUUUGUAAUCGUUUUCCCGUCUGUCUGUCUAGGUCGGGAGUGGGGACUACGAUAUAAAAAAGCAACGGAGUUUUCUUUGCGGAAUAUGGAACUUGGGGGUUAUUUCUAAUCCGUCCGUCACACAACGGCGAUACCAGCGUUUAACUAGUCACAUGUCUUGCUGCGCAUUCUUGUAGAAUAGCAUUUGCUCGGCGAACAACUUUGUAUCUUGGGCGCGUGGGAGAGGAUGACAACUGGGGUGGGUGGGUCCCAAGACGGGUAUGUAACGCUUAUACCGGCGUCACGUGCAUACUGUGUAGGAUAUUAUCAUGAAUGGUGUUUUUUCGUUUUUGUCU